AUGGUAUACACCUCAGAACAAGCAGUAUUGCAGACCAAACUGGCGCAGCUUCGCGACCGGAAACUCAACUCGCGGGAAACCCGACAGCUGGUGGCGGAAAUCUCAGGCUCGUUUGCGGCCGAAGUCCUGGCCAAGGUCUUCCAGCGAAAAGACCCCGAAGAGAAGGACAGAUCCAACACGGUCACCUCGGACCUGGGGCAUGCAGUGGUGGUUCCCCAACUCAAACCCACCGAUAGUGAGUAUGUGAUUGCUCCCGUUCUCAGAUCCGGACAGGCCAUGCUGGAUCCCUUUCUGGCCCAGCUGCCCGCCCAAGACGACCCUGCAGUCUACCAUCUGGGACUGUACCGAGAGGAGUCGACGCUGAGUCCCGUGGAGUACUACAACAAGCUGCCUCCUCCCUUGCCCACGGCCACCACCAAGAUCAGCCACGCGUUUGUGCUGGAUCCAGUGAUUGCUACUGGAGGCACUGCCAAGGCCGUGGUGGAAAUUCUCAAGGAGUGGGGCGUGGAACAUAUUGUCAUCGUGUCGCUGAUUGCAUCCAAACAGGGCAUUGAGAAGCUUUCGAAGCUCGAGGGCGUGGAGGUAUACGUGGUCAAGGGAGAUGAGGGCCUCACCGAUCAGGGCUUCCUGGUUCCUGGAAUCGGAGACAUUGGAGAUCGUCUUUUCGCCACAAAGAAGGUCAAAUAUUAG
Molecule: messenger RNA, 690 nt
Organism: Yarrowia lipolytica CLIB122
Lineage: Eukaryota; Fungi; Ascomycota; Dipodascomycetes; Dipodascales
Source: RefSeq, a predicted model, not a curated record